CUAAUUUGCUUUGAUCAACAUACUUUCACUAAUAUCAAAUAUAUUUAUAUAUGAUAUAAGAUUACGAACAGGUAAUGGAGUACAACUGUAAGCAAUCAUGCAAAUAUUUACAUGUUGAAAUUUACCCUGUUUCUUGUAGUUCUUCUUUUUGCAUUAUGAGAGGCGACCGGUUUGCUUGGAUAUUUCAUUUAAGUACUUAUUUCAUUUUUUCGAGUUUAGCUUUAGUGUAUCGCCGAUCUCUGAGUCUGAGAAAAUAGUUUGUGACCUGGUUGUACCGUUCUCACCCGUGACACAACAAGGAUGGAGUCCUCCGGGACGACGAAGCUGUCGUUCUGCAGCUAUGGAGCUGUGGUCGAUCCAACGUUCUGGCAGGAGCUCGCCAGGAAGAAGCUCGAUGAGUGGAAGCUGGAUGGCGAUUUAGCGACGCCGAUUACUGCGGAUAUUUUGUUCGCACCCAGCAAGGCGAACUUCAGCUACAAGUCUUUCACUCCUCGUACUACAAAUUCGGCAGAUCCUUCAGACGGAAAGGCAAAGGGCACCACGAGUACGAUUAAGCCUUCACUCAAUCCAUCUUUUAGCUCAUCUGCGAGCUGUUUUCAAGCAGAAAAGUGGACACAGAUGAGGCAGAAGAUGGAUUGUAGUAGGUUCUAACACGAGUAGUAGUAGCAGCAGCACUCCGCCUCCAUCGGGGAUAGGAGCAGCCGGGACGCUACGAAACAUGAGCACGAUCGAGGAGUUCAAGCGGUACGACCGCCAGGAUUUAUUGGAUGCAGCGCAGAAGAAGUUAUGGGGGGCACUGAAAGCCGGGGAGCUGUACGGAGAGGCGGUUAUGCUCUGCAUAAGCUCUAUUUGCAUUUUAUAUAUAUUCAUCAACAUGAUCAUCUAGAUCUACUAUUAUUUCAUUCACAUCAAGAUCACUGAGCAGUAGCUCAUUGCUCAGGUUUGUCAUCAACAUCACGUAGCCCGCUCUCACAUUCUGAGCAAUACUAUUCUUGCAAUAAUUGUUGAAUAGUUCUUGCUACUUAAAGUCUACAACGCAUAGUGCAUAGCAUGACUUUCUCGUCGUGCCGGAUGUUGUGUUUCCUGUGGAUACUAGAAAUUAAUAUUGAUAGUACGACUGUAUUUCUACUCGUUAGCAUAUGUAGAAAAAUUACUUAUAAUAAAUAUCUUGUAGGUAGUUGAUAAACUACGGAAUUUCGACUUAGUACUUCUCUAUAAAAAAACUAUAACUCGAACUCAUCUACGAACACUAUAGGUACAUCGAAAUCUUAUAUGACGAACAUUCUUCCCCGCGGCUCCCUUUUCAUUGCCAUGUGCAACCUUGCGUCCUUGUCUCCUUCGCCGAUCUGAAGAAGUACCACUUUUUCUACACAUUGGGUUUUCCGUACAUCAAGCCGACUUGUGGGGUUGACGUGGCUGCAACCGAGGAUGUUACCGACCCUACACUACUAUCGCAGAUAGGGAAAGUCACCGCAUCGGCAUCUUCAGGAGGAUCGCCACUGCCCGACGGCAUUCGACCUCUCGGUUUAUGAUUGAAGCUUGAUUAGCCAGAAGUUUCGAAAAUGUCAGGAUCGAUCAUAUUCAUGAUUAGCUAAGCUUCACCCGUAAUUUUCAGCAUGAUGAUCAGAAUCAUCAGAGUUAUCAUCAUCCUACUUCUAAAGCCGUUUCUUUUUUUCGCACCAUAAGUAUGGUGUCGAAGAUAAAGUAAUCAUUUACAUUUAUUUUUUGGUCUUGCUGCUCUGUGUAUUUUUUACGAAGUUUUUUCAUAUAUCGCGCGGAGCUAUUGCUGUCAGACAACGUGGGAUGUCUUGUUUGGUGGUGCCAAAGAGGUCGCCGUGUAUCUGGACAGUGGCGAUCAGACAGGCGUGUACGACGUUGGUUUCCGAAAUUUUCUUACCAUGCUUUGGCUAGACGAUGGUGGUGGAAGUGGCAGUGGGUCUUAUUUAUCAUUAUGGCUGAUCACAUCCACAUGACGUGAUUCGCAUUGUGCGUGGUACUUAUCUUUUCCACUUAUUGUAAGUAGUACAUUCAUUGUCCAUCAGGUCGGGAGACGGACAACGAUGAGCAUAAAGUAGACAGUGGUGGGUUACACACAGUGUAGAUGAUAUUGAGUUCACAGGAGAUGCAUCCUUCAUAGAGUUAACUCCCUUGCCUCCUAAUGUUACCGCGCAAAGAAGAUGGAGCAGAUAAAGUGGAGGUGCAGUGCUGUGUUGUUCAGAAAGGAAAAACGCCGCAGCUCGUGACCAUCCGAUAUGCCAGUAGUAGUGAAAGCGUUAGGGGAGCUGCGCAGCCGCCUCCCAAAGCUUUUGCAGCAGGGUGAGCAAUUUGGAUUGGCUUAUUCAUUAAAUGAUAAAGUGACACUGACAGAUGAUUUUUCUGUUCGUGUUGUUCAUAUGUAGUUUAUGCUCCAACCGAGGUGGUUCCGCAUUCGUAUUGUACGUUGUAUAUUAUAGAUAUAAUCUUCAUAGGUCUUUGCCUAAUAAAAAUCUCCUUUUGUCAUAAGUCUCCUCCUCUCACACCAGGUGGCUGAAAAACGAGCAAAAUUCUGUGGUGCGUAUGGUGGAUCUUGCCCAAUGGCUAGAUCCAGGCGCUAUUGCGAAGAGCGCAGUCGAUCUGAAUAUCAAGCUAAUGAAGUGGCGUCUCGUCCCGGACUUAGAACCCGAAAAGAUCCAGAAUUUGCGUUUUCUCAUGCUCGGCAGCGGCACUCUCGGCUGCGCAAUAGCCAGAAAUUUACUCGGUUGGGGCGUUCGCCACAUAACGUUCCUUGACUCCAGUAUUUCUUUCUCCCACUAGCCAUGUCCGCGAUUUGCCACAUAGGCAUAGCAUUCCUUGACUCCAGUGUUUUUUUCCCUGUCUUACUUCACGAGCAGGUUUAGUACAGUUGUACAAUCUAAAUUCAUUUCUACUACCGCUUACUUCCGCUAUUUUCUUUGUUGAACGCAGACUCUGAACAUGCUCUAGCACAUACUUACAGCAUAGGAAGAAUAGGUGUGGAGAUACCUGUAGUUCUAAAAAUAGCAACGGAAUCAAGUAGAUCCAGAUGCGGAUGAUGCAGACUUCGUAUGCCGAAUCUGGAUCUUCUUCUCAUUCGAGAACUUGCUCACUUUUUCUUCGACAGGUAUUGUGAAUAUGUCGAACCCAGUGAGGCAAAGCCUCUUUACACACCGCGACGCCGUCGAGCGACGGGGCAAAGCUGAGUGCGCCGCACAGCGCGCAAAAGACGUGAUGCCGGAAUUGGAAGCGGCACAUCAUCAUCUCGAAAUUCCAAUGCCCGGGCACCCAGCCUCGUUCUUAUGACCCUAAAAUGCUUUAGUUUGUGUUUGUCCUCGUUCAUUGAAGAUCUUUGAUUGCUGGGAAUCUAUUAUGUUCCCCUAUCCCGUUCAUGUCAAUUUAUGAAAUACAAAUCUACUUGUAUUUCUAUCAUAGCAGGAGGGUGUUGAACAUAUUACGCAAUUAUUAUGUCCGAUUCCAUUAGUCAGGUAGGGCGACAUCUAAUGCAGUCCGAAGAGAGCAUAGCGAAAUUGGAGAGUUUAGUGGACAGCCACGAUGUAGUCUGUAUGCUAACCGAUUCUAGGGAGAGUAGGUGGUUGCCGAGCCUCCUCGUAGCGGAUCGGCAGAAAACUCGUCCAAUUUUGGGCCUCACCGUUGCUUUGGGGUUCGACUCUUUCGUCGUCAUGACGCAAACGUGUGGUACAUGGUUGAUUUCUUUUUUUGUUUUAUUGUAGCUAUGCACGCACAUACUUCUUGUAACUAUGAUAGCACACAAGACAAGAACAAGAAGAACAACAUACACAUGAUCAUCAUGAUGCUUUCGUAGCUCACUAAAGAGACAGCAGAUUCUAGUGAUGUCCACUGGAUCUCCGCUAAUAUAAAACAAGCAUUCAUUCUGGCUUCAUGCACGUACUGUCUGAUUUUAACUCGCUUUCGCUCUGAUGACAAAAAGUGUCAACUGACUACAUUCAUCGUGAACACAUUGCCAAACAGGCAAUGCUCAGCGCGCGUGUUAUUUCUGUAAUGAUGUGAGCGCACCCACGGAUAGCCUGAAGGAGCGAACACUAGACCGUCAGUGUACCGUAGUGCGCCCUGGUGUGAGCGGAAUCGCUAGUAUGGCUCCCGUUCUUUUCAUAUCUCUAUCUGCUUCAGGGCUCCAUCUAGUAUCAGUUUGAUUGUAUCUCUAUCUGCUUAAGUGCUCCGUCUAGUAUUAUUUGUUUGAUUAUGAUUUUCUUCCGUUUCCAAAGCGUGACGAGCGGUAGUUUUUCCUCAAGCUCAAACGUACACAGGAACGAACAGAAUCGAGACUUUCUUUUGAGUUGUCUUCAUCUGCUAGAAGUAGAAGUUAUGAUCUACGCAGUACUUCCACUAGACAGGACCGUGGCCACAACAUCAACAAGCCCUUUUUCUAACGUGAGUGCCCUCGCCGUGGAACUUGUUGCCGCCAUGUCGCAGCACGCUGAUGGGUUUCAGGCACGUGCUAACGAGUCACUUCUUGGUCAAGUUCCGAACCAAAUCCGUGGAUACCUUUCCGACUAUCGCCUCGUUCCCAUUGAGACCGAGCCAUUCAAGCACUGUGUUUGCUGCUCUGAUCCUAUUAUCGAAGCCUAUCGGAAAGACGUACUAGUAGAACUAUACGUAUAAAUAUGAUCUUUAUCCUACUUGUAAUGUAUGUAGUAGGUCAUCCUGAUCCUGCAUAUCUUAGAACUGCUUGUAAGUACUACCUAGACUAUCUUCGUCUUUCGUUCUUUCCAGACCUUUCGUUCUCCUCGUAGCAUCGUAUUAAACCUCCAGGAAGACUCUGAGAUGGAUAAACAUCCGCGUAACUAAUGUACUUAAAUGACAUGAAAUAUCAAACGAAGAUUGAUGUUAAAUGAAGACUACAUGUCCGCUGUUUACACGCUUGAAUAUUCCGUUUUUUACAGCGCGACCCUUACCUUCCGUUCUUGUUUACACCCUUGUAUACAGGGAUUAGGAUUCGUGAAGAAAUGCGUUGCUGACAACCGGAUACUGGAGGAGAUAUCUGGGCUAAAUGGCAUGAAAUCUACCGUAGAGGCGCAGGCGCUCGAGGCGAUUGACUUAGAGCUUGACGAAGAAGACGAAGAUUUGUGUGUGCUAUAGAAGAGAAGGAUGUUGAGAGGCCUCAUGCUCGAUAUAUUAAUCGGAGCUCGAGGUUACGUCCAUGACAUGACAUGAUGUCCAGGUCGUUCAGCAUCUGAAUAGAGUCUGUGUCUAUAUAUGUGUUGUGUUCAUCUCGUGGAGAGUCAUGCCUAAUCAUGGAAUAAACAACUACUUCUAAUGAAAAUUGCGUGGUACGAUUCGCAUCCAUUGAUUACGAGCUGACGAAUUGGAAUACAAUGAAGUACAUGUAGAUCAUUUGUGGUUAAUGUCCCUUGUAGUUACUCAGUAGAGCUAGAGGACGAGUGUCCUUCACAUGUCUUGUGUAAAAAUCUCGUAGUAAAGUAGAUGUAGAGACGACUCUUGAGCUGAUUGUAUCCAGUUGUAGUACGGAUGCAGUCGCCUUUUCGUGAAGCGACUCUGUCUUUUUUGGCCGUUUGAGGAUUGUUCGACUCUUUAUGAUUCAUAGAUUUUUUACAACCGAUACCGAUACCUAUUGAAUUCGACAAAUGUAGUGUGUCCAUUUCUUUUCCUCAGCGCCGUUGGUUUCACCCCACCACGACUGGAUAUACCACCACUACUGCUGCCACUGUUGAGUGAAGCUCGGACGAGCAAGUGUAUUUUUUGCUGGAUCAUAAGGAUGGAGUUCUCCUGAGCAGCUAGAAGACUGACCAACCAAGGAUUAUGAUGUUGAUCCACUACAUCUACAUCUAGUACCAAAUAAGGCUACUUACAUGAUUUCCUUUUCCCAACUACAGACCCAGAUCCAUCACUCCUUGAUUUGCAUUAUAAUUGCUGCUGCAAUGUUUUUACCAGUGAGCAACGCGGCAGAACGGUCUGAUACCACUUGCGCUGCGGUAGAAGGA
Messenger RNA from Amoebophrya sp. A25, 5975 nucleotides. The record is from the annotation of a GenBank genome assembly. Lineage: Eukaryota; Dinophyceae; Syndiniales; Amoebophryaceae.